Messenger RNA from Arabidopsis arenosa, 865 nucleotides. The record is from the annotation of a GenBank genome assembly. Lineage: Eukaryota; Viridiplantae; Streptophyta; Magnoliopsida; Brassicales; Brassicaceae.
UUCUUAUAACUGAUUUAUCUUUAAGAAUCAAACAAAAACAAAAGCCUAGGAGAGAAAAUGGGAGAUCAAGGAGUACAACAGAUGCAGCAGCCUAUUGUUGUGUAUCCAAACGCUUACAAUAAACAGUAUCCAGACCCUUCUUCUACAAAACCUUCUUCUUCCUCUGGCUCAAGCGGAAACUUUGGGACGGUCUUCAUAGUCCUAGCCGUUAUCUUUGUCUUGUCGGCUCUGGCUUGUGUCUUUGGCAGGCUAUGUAACCGUGAAAGCCGUGCGGCUAAGCAGCAACAUAGCAAGCAUCCAAAGCAUGAGAAAGCUUCUUCCAAGAAGAGCCGUGAGAUUCGUCCCGUGGAGCGUGAGCCGAGGGAGAGAGGUGAUAUGGAGUUUGGGUUUGAUAUGAAACGGCCUGAGCCAGUUGAGAAACCUUCUGGAAGAGACGAUGAAAGACAUAGAGAGGACAUAGAAUUCGGAUUUGAUAACAAGAGAAGAGAAAGAGGCGAAGGCGAAGGCAGAGGCGGAGGAGGACCACCUCCACCGAGUAUCAAACAUGCAGUGAGGUUCAAGCUACCGGAAAAUGGAGAACAUCAUUCUAAAGGAGAGAUCAGACGUGGAGGUCCUGACUUCGAGUUCCGACCAGGACACUAAUGAUCUUAAUUUGUCUAAGAACAAACUACUUUAUGUGUAUGUCUUAAUUGCUUCCUCACUUUUAUUUCUUUUGUGCCUUUUUCUUUUCUGGUUUGAUUCGUUUUCCUUCUUAUUGGUAUGGAUCUUAGAGCUGAAGCUAUCAAACUUCUUAUAGUCUCUUGGUGUGAUGUAUAAAGUAGACUCUCUACAUAUCAAAGGUACUAAAUAAAAUCCAUAAUAUUUC